Molecule: messenger RNA, 1617 nt
Organism: Sabethes cyaneus
Lineage: Eukaryota; Metazoa; Arthropoda; Insecta; Diptera; Culicidae
Product: tektin-4
Exons: 6
Coding region: 1-1617 (538 amino acids)
Biological process (GO): cilium movement involved in cell motility; cilium assembly
Cellular component (GO): microtubule cytoskeleton; nucleus
Source: RefSeq, a predicted model, not a curated record
AUGGCUCAACUUAAUUGUCCUCCUUGCACUCCUUGUGCAGCUGUUUGUAUAGAACACCAGCCAACUCAAAUAUGUCGAAAUCCAAAAAUCAAGAAACGAAAAAUCCGUCAAUAUUUAUACAAACUAGAAGAGAGAAGAGUUCGAUCGAAUCCCGUCCGUUGGGGUCAUGAAACAUCUUAUGACAACCCAUUUCAUGUGCAACAAGAUCCACAGUCAAAUGAAUCAGAACUACAAACUAGCCCUGUCGGUCUUCCUGCCAGCGAACCACCUUGUUAUUUGCCGCAACAAAACGGUAGCUCGGACGUUCAUCCCUUAUCUAAACCGAUGGGUCCUAUAGGUCCCUGGGCAACUGGACGCAUCGAUUGGAGUUCGUUAUCUGGUCAAACCGGAACACGCCCUGUAGUAGAUCGAUACUCCAUUACACGGUACAGUGUGGAUGAGUGGCGGCAACGGAAUGCUGAUACAAUACAUGCAUGUUCCAACACAGUUGGGAAAAGCGAAAAAAUCGAACAUGAUAGCAAGAAUACCAUUGCCCGAACGUACGCUAUUACAGAUAAAAAUCAAUCGGCUUGCACGGAACAACUCCACACUCGAGCAAGAACUAUCGAUGACAUGAAAAGCGAACUAGAACGGGCCAUUAAGGCAAUGCAAGAUGAAAUUAGCACACUGGAGGAGCAACGGCGCAGACUGAAGCAAUCACUAGCGGUUCUUCGGAUGCCGGAAGCAAUCGCAACCGAAUGCUUGGAGAGAAGAACUGGUAGGCCUGAUACUGAACUAGUUCGUGAUCGCCCUGAGGAAGAAUUAAUUUGCGAGAUUGCUCUUAUCGCGGAAAUCCGAGCAAUACUGCUGAAAACGUUAUCAGAAAUCGAAACGCAACAAGUGCAAAACCGAGCCGCUCGACAACGAAUGGAGUUUGAUUGGAGCGACAAGAAAUUAGCCCAUGAAAAUGAUUCUAUAAAUUGUAAUCUGACCAACAAAUCCACUAUUACGAUGUUCCGCCAUGGUGCUACGAGGUGUCCCAGCGAGCAGUCCACUGAAGUCUACUGGGAAAAGUUCAGUAGAGAAACCUUGGAAAUGUGCACCUCUAGUCGAAAGCAUUCCGAACAACUGCGUGCUACAUUAGAUAAUAUUCUGAUGAAUGCUGCUCGUGAUCUUCGUUCCCAAGCUGACAGUGUGGAACGAGCGUUAGCCGAUAGGAUCUCGUGCAUGGAGGAGAUCCGCCAAAAACUUGAAAUUGAUUUGAGAACUACAUUGCAGCGGCUUGGUGAUACAGAAAUUCAGAUUGAAAAGUUAAAAGUUGCAAUAGGAAACAUGGACCAUGCGAUGAAAGUUGUACAAACUCGUUUAGAUAACCGUAAUCAACGUCCAAGAGUAGAGAAUUGCCGAGACCAGUCCCAAAUUUUGUUGAUAGCAGAGGUCAAAUCAAUUGAGGAAGGACUUUCUGCUAUGAAUGCACAGCUCAGACAAGAGGAAGAAAUAAAAAAUGAACUCGUGACACGCCGCAGCGAGUUGGAGAAAGAAAUUAUGAUGAAACGACGUACAAUUGCGAUUGAUCGGGAUCGUUGUCAGCGUUUGCGAGCUCAUUUUCCUUCUUCUACUGCAUUGAGCGGGUAUUAA